AUGAAGACAGAUGAAGACGAAGACCAGAGUCCCACGCUGCUGGCGCUGGCGCUGGCGCUGGCGCUGACGCUGACGAUGGCUGGCAGGAAUGCCGCAGCUGCUUCUGCUGCUGCCUCUUGUAAGGCAGACCGGCGCUCGCUCGUCUCCGGCGGGGACGCCUGUUGCCGCCAGCAACAAGUCGCGCCGGGCCGCCCCGACCGGCGGCCGCCGGUGGCGCCGGCUGGUGGCGAGACUUGGCGCCGGGUGGCGUCGCCCUCCCCUCCCCUCCCCUCCCCUGGGCAGUGGGGUAGGGGAGGGGGCGUCGGCGGCGUCGGCGUCGGCGGCGGCGGCGGCGGCGGCGCGGGGCUGGGCCAGUGGCAGUGGUGUCCGCGCGAGCAGCCACUCGGGGUCGCUUCUGGCAGCGGAUGCGGCCAAUUGCGCUCCGCGUCCGAGCCCAGAUACAAGCGGUCCAGCCGCAGCAGCAGCCAGCAGACAGACAGCCCCCGGCGGCCGUCGCUGCGAGACCCGCAGCACGCAGAGCCGGGCUCUGGAAACUCAAGGUCGCGCAGCUAA
Molecule: messenger RNA, 552 nt
Organism: Schistocerca piceifrons (Central American locust)
Lineage: Eukaryota; Metazoa; Arthropoda; Insecta; Orthoptera; Acrididae
Product: homeobox protein Hox-D9-like
Exons: 3
Coding region: 1-552 (183 amino acids)
Source: RefSeq, a predicted model, not a curated record